CCGCUGCUCCCAGGCUGCCCCGCGCGGGGGGGGGCCAUGUCUCCGCUCACCGACCUCUACCAGCUCACCAUGGCCUACGGGCACUGGCGGGCCCGGCGCCACCGCGCCCCGGCCGCGGCCGAGCUCUUCUUCCGCCGCGGGCCCUUCGGCGGCUCCUUGGCGCUGGGCGCGGGCCUGGGCGAGGCGCUGCGCUGCCUGCGGGCCUUCCGCUUCUCCAACGCGGACGUUGCCUACCUGCGCUCCGUGCUGCCCAGCACCACCGAGGACGCCUUCUUCGAGUACCUGUCCACGCUGGACGCCUCCGAGGUGACCGUGUCGGCCGCGCCGGAGGGCUCUGUCGUCUUCCCCAGGGUCCCGUUCCUGCAGGUGAAGGGGCCGCUGCUGGUGGUGCAGCUGCUGGAGACCAUGCUGCUGUGCUUGGUCAACUACGCCAGCCUGGUGGCCACGAACGCUGCCCGCUUCCGCCUCCUCGCUGGUCCAGACGUGAAGCUGAUAGAGAUGGGGCUCCGCCGCGCGCAGGGGCCGGAUGGUGCCCUUUCAGCAUCCAAGUACUCCUACAUCGGGGGCUUCGACAGCACCAGCAAUGUCCUGGCGGGGAAGCUCUACGACAUCCCGGUGCGUGGCACCAUCGCCCAUUCCUUCAUCAUGUCCUUCACCUCCCUGGAGGAGGUGCAGCCCCGGGAGGUGCUGCCGCAGGCAGGAGGAGAGCCAGUGGAUCUCGUGGCCCUGGCCGUGUCCUGGCUGCAGCGGGUGUGUGAGCUGCUGCAGACCCCUCCUGAGAGGGCGAACCAGGGGGAACUGGCUGCGUUCGUGUCCUACGCCAUCACCUUCCCCAGUAACUUCCAGGGGCUGCUGGACACCUAUUGUGUGAGGAGGAGCGGGUUGCCCAACUUCUGUGCGGUGGCGCUGGCCCUGCAGCAGCUGGGGUACCGUGCCAUCGGCGUGCGCCUGGACAGCGGGGACCUGGCCAAGCAGUCCAAGGAGAUCCGCCGGGUGCUGCGAGCCUGUGGUGCUCACUUCCAGGUGCCCUGGUUUGAGACCAUCCCCAUCGCCGUCAGCAACGACAUCAGUGAGCAGAGCCUGGAGGAGUUCAGCAGGGAGGGGAGUGAGAUUGAUAUGAUCGGCAUUGGGACCAACCUGGUGACGUGUCCCCUGCAGCCAUCCCUGGGCUGUGUCUACAAGCUGGUGGAGGUCAAUGGCUCCCCGUGCCUGAAGCUGACAGAAGAUGAGGAGAAGAUGACAAUCCCAGGGACUAAGAUGAUCUAUCGGCUCUCUGAUGCAGCUGGUCACCCCUUCAUGGACCUCAUGGCGCUGGAGGAGGAGCCCUCACCCAGAGCAGGGCAGGAGCUGGUGGUCCGUGUCCUGGGGCAGCUUGGUGAGACCAGCAAGGUCGUGCCCAGCGCCGUGGAGCCCCUUCAUCGCACCUACUUCAGAGAUGGGCAGGUGUGUGAGCCCCUGCCCAGCCUGACCGAGGUGAGGACCCACGCUCAGGUGUCCCUUGGCCUCCUCAACCCUGCUCACCGCCGGCUCCAUGACCCACAGCCCUACCUGGUGGCUGUGACAGAGAAGCUGCACCAGCUCCUCACCACGCUGCAGCAGGCCAGCCAGUGAGGAGGUCCCUGCUCAUCCCCUGCUUGGGACCAGCUCUUCUUCAUGCUCUUUUGAAGGCCAAGUGAAUACAUUGGGAAUCAGUGGCUUCAACAGCUGUGUGUGUGCUGCUCAGCUGGAGACCUGGCAGGAACUGGAAGAGCACCCAGAGAUCCCUAAGCUGGGAUGAGGCAGGUGGAGCUGGGAGG
Messenger RNA from Pezoporus flaviventris, 1796 nucleotides. RefSeq names its product nicotinate phosphoribosyltransferase (gene NAPRT). Gene Ontology annotation, biological process: NAD+ biosynthetic process. Gene Ontology annotation, molecular function: nicotinate phosphoribosyltransferase activity. The transcript is spliced from 13 exons. The coding region runs from base 37 to 1611 and encodes 524 amino acids. Lineage: Eukaryota; Metazoa; Chordata; Aves; Psittaciformes; Psittacidae. The record is from RefSeq and is a predicted model, not a curated record.